AUGCGCGUGCGGACUGCCCGCAACGUGAACAACAGAUUAGAGCGCCCUGGGCCUGUUGCCAUGGAAACGCUGGCCCCGGAGACGGCAGCAGAUUGUAGAACAGAGAGGAUGAAGCUCCAGUGGCCGGUGGUGGGAACCGUCUUCUUCUUCCUGCUCUCGGUGCUUAUGACGUUUGCCUUCAUUUGGCAGUACAGGAUUCCCAAGCUCAGACCAGAGGUGGUCCUGAAGAGACCGGUCCCUGUGGAGAUGUGUCCACGCUUCCCCGAACCGGUGCCACUGACCCACCCCCUCACGCCGGUGCGAGUGGCCCUGGAGAAGCUGGACGUCCUCCUCCGCUCUCGCACAAGUCGCACACUUCCCUCACUCUCGGCUGUGGUGCUGCUCAACGACUCAGUUCUUUGGAACGCUCACUUUGGCAAACGGAACAUCAGUGACUUGUCCUCCCCUGCCCCCGACGAGCACACUGUCUACAGAAUAGCGAGUGUGUCUAAGAUCUUCCCCACCCUGAUGCUGUACAAACUGUGGGAGAAGGGCUCUGUGGGUUCCUUGGACGACCCCCUGGACAAGUACAUGCCCGAGUUCAGCAUCAAAAACCCCCUGGGCUCCGAGGCCAGCGGCAGCAGCUGGAUACCUGGUAGCCCACCCUCCCUCAGCCUGCGCAGGAUGGCUGGACAGCUCUCUGGUUUACCGCGCAGACUCCGCUCCACUAACCUGCUUUGGGACGGGGGCACAGAGGAGGCCCUGCAGCUGCUCCAGGACGAUGUGCUGGUGGCUGACCCCGGGACCAGGUGUCACUACAGUAACGUGGCCUUCUCCCUGUUGGCCCGCGUGCUCUCUCAGCAGGUCGGGCAAGACUUUGAGAGCUGGGUGUCUGAGAACAUCCUGCAGAAGCUCAACAUGGAGGAGACCAGUUUCCAGUGGGAGCCGUCGUCAGGGCGACAGCUGGCAGUGGGCGUGUACAGUAGUGGGCAGCCCGCCCCCCUGUACGACUUGGGAUGGUACCGGCCGGCAGGGCAGAUGUACUCCACCAGUGCAGACAUGGCUAAGCUGACCAUGGCCCUGCUGGGGGUCCCAGGGGCCUCCCUGCUGAGACAGGACACCCUCACCACCAUGCUCACCCCGCUGCUGCGCUGUCACACCGGAUAUUUUGCCAACGCCACAGGCACACCCUGGGAGGUCAGUCGCCUCCUGGGUUACGACGUGCUGCGGAAGGACGGAGACCUGGACGGGUAUGCAGCCACCCUCUCCCUGGUGCCCAGCCUUAAGCUGGGGGUGGUCCUGCUCAUAGCGGGGGUUCGGCCCACAGAGGGAGAUUUGCUGAACCAGGCCUACUCCUACCUCCUCCCCGCUAUUCAGGGCGCAUACAGGGACGCUCCACGCACCCUUCGGGCCCCCCCAGACCCGCAGCCUUAUUUGGGCUUCUUUACCUACAGGAACAUGACUUUCUAUGAGAUCAAAGCAGACUCGUCUGGGGUGCUGCUAAUGCAGCAGUUUGGUCCUCAGGUGAACGCCUCGGUGCCAGCCAAGUACCGCAGCCUCCGCCUGGACUACCUGCAGGCGCGCGUUUUCAGGGUGCUGUUUGACAGCCCGUACCCCUGCAAACUGAAGCUGCACUCUGCCUCUGUGUCUCUGGAGAAUCAGGACAGACAACUCUUUAACUUCUUUGUGUUCAAUAAGAAAGGUCUGUCUCCAGGCUUUGACGCCCCAGCACUCAACACCUACCGUGUGCAGCGCAUCUACGGACGGCCCUUCUUUACAUCCUGA
This is a messenger RNA of Knipowitschia caucasica, 1764 nucleotides long. The record is from the annotation of a GenBank genome assembly. NCBI's taxonomy places the organism in Eukaryota, Metazoa, Chordata, Actinopteri, Gobiiformes, Gobiidae.